GACACACCCUGGCACAGCAAGCACAUGAUGCUGGCUGCCACGCUGGCCCCUUCCAGAAGGCAGCGGGCCCCAGCGGCCCCAGGGGCCCCUGGCCCGUCCCCAACCUGGGCCAUCUUGGGGCCUGGAUAGGGUCCGCCCUCAUCUCCCGGCUGCUUCAGACAAAGGCCACCCCUGCCCCCAGGCAGGGCCAGGCGCUCAGCAGUCCAGAGGCCGGCUGGCUGGGCACACUCCAGGACUGGCUGCCCGGGGUCCCUGUCACCGCAGCAGAACUGCUUGGGGCUGGUGUGUCCUCCAUGGGGCCCGAGGGCAGGGCCCAGUGCUGGUGCUGUGGCCCUGAGCGGAGCUGCUGGGCAGCUGGAGGCAGCCCCACCGGGGGACACUGUGGACCCUGCUCCCAGUGUGGCCACGCCCAGGGCCAGGACCCCGGCGGCACCCUGUGGGCAGGCCAGGACCACACGGACGGGCAGAUCCUGGGCCAGCUGCGUGCCCUGAUGGAGGAGGAGGAGGAGGGGGCCUGGGCUGCCCCGCCCUCCAGGCCUGCCUUCCCCGAGAUGGGCUCCGAGGAGCUGCGGCUGGCCUCCUUCUGUGACUGGCCGCUGACUGCCACCGUGCGGCCUGAGCUGCUGGCUGCCGCCGGCUUCUUCCACACGGGCCGACAGGAUAAGGUGAGGUGCUUCUUCUGCUCCGGGGGUCUGCAGACCUGGGAGCGGGGGGACGACCCCUGGACUGAGCAUGCCAAGUGGUUCCCCAGGUGUGGAUUCCUGCUCCGGGCCAAAGGAAGGGACUUCGUCAGUAGUGUCCAGGCGUCCCUCCGCCCCCCGCCGGGCUCCUGGGACCCAUGGGAGGAACCUGCGGACGCAGCCCCUGCCGCCUCAGCUCCUGCCCACCCCACGCCCAGAGGAGACACCUGCUUGGCAGAUGCCAGGGAGUCAGCCCCCAGGAGCCCAGGACGCGGAGGAGCAGCUGCGGCGGCUGCAGGAGGAGCGGACCUGCAAGGUGUGCCUGGACCAAGCCGUGAGCACCGUCUUCGUGCCCUGCGGCCACCUGGUCUGCACCGCCUGCGCACCCAGCCUGCGGCUCUGCCCCCUCUGCAGGGCCCCCGUCCACAGCUGCGUGCGCACCUUCCUGCCCUAGGCCGGGGGCCCCGGGCGGCUGCCACGUGCUCGGCCAGUCCCACGGACCCUGCUGCAGUGGGCCCGCCGAGGACCCGAGCUGGUGUCCCGCACCGCCCACCCGGAUCCUGCCCAACAGCCCAGGGUGGGAGGGGCUUGGUGUGCGUGGGGCUGGUUUCACCCGAGUCUGGACGCUUCGAAAGAGUCACAAUAAAGCGAUAGGUGUUCCCUGGC
Messenger RNA from Phyllostomus discolor (pale spear-nosed bat), 1346 nucleotides. It is a transcript of the gene BIRC7, whose product is annotated as baculoviral IAP repeat containing 7. The coding region runs from base 294 to 1334 and encodes 346 amino acids. NCBI's taxonomy places the organism in Eukaryota, Metazoa, Chordata, Mammalia, Chiroptera, Phyllostomidae. Gene Ontology annotation, cellular component: cytoplasm; nucleus. Gene Ontology annotation, molecular function: cysteine-type endopeptidase inhibitor activity involved in apoptotic process; ubiquitin protein ligase activity. The transcript is spliced from 7 exons. The record is from RefSeq and is a predicted model, not a curated record. Gene Ontology annotation, biological process: regulation of cell cycle; negative regulation of apoptotic process; positive regulation of protein ubiquitination.